CAUCAAUCAUCAUAUAGAAGAUAAAAAGAAUCUCACUAAUGAACAAUUAUUAGCUCGAUCUAUUGACUCACUAAAUGCGGAAAAAAAAUAAAAAUGUACAGGCAAAACCAUAAAUGUUGGUAUUGUUUGGUAACCAAAGAGAAAGAAAAAAAAAAAAAAAAAAAAGAUAAUAGCGGCAACUAAGCAUAAAAACAACAAAAGCAUCGAACUGUACAGAUGGACACAGAGGUAAACCAGCUGCUUUUCCUUUGUGUAUGAGCCGACAUUUAUUCCUCUCUAUUCAUCCAAAACCAACACAAUACAGAGAGUAAUACUAGUACAAAUAUAGUUGUCUCCUCCUUCCCUCAUUUUCCUCCUCCCUUAUCUUCUCCCUUUCUCUCUUCCCAUUUUCUAUUAGUACUGAAUCGAUCAAUUGAAGCAUUUUUUUUAAUCCUACAUUUUGCAUGAGAAAUGGAUCCUUGCCCAUUUGUUCGUUUAAUAGUCGAGUCUUUGGCGCUGAAACUCCCUUCCUCGCCGCAUAAACCCGCCGCCGGCGCCGGCGUACUCCAUCCUUCAUCAACUCCGUGCUAUGCGAAACUUAAGCUCACAAACUUCCCUUCCCAAACUGCCCUCAUCCCUCUCUCCACUUCCGACCACUCAUCCUCCUCUUCGCCGCCGGACUCCUCCACUUCCUCCGCCGCCGGGUUUCAUCUCGACCCGGCGACCCUCCGCAGGAUCCGUUCAAAACCCGUCGUCAGUCUCAAGGUCUCCGUCUUCACCGGACGGAUGGGACGUACAUGCGGCGUCGCUUCCGGGAAACUGUUGGGUUCGGUGAAGCUGAGUAUUAACCUGACCGGCGCGCAGUCUAAGCCGGCGGUUCAUCAGAAUGGGUGGAUGAAACUCAGCGGAACGGGUCACUACUACGUGGGUUUGGAGCCUAAAUUGCACGUGCUUGUCCGGUCUGAACCAGAUCCUCGGUUCGUUUUCCAGUUCGGUGGCGAACCGGAAUGUAGCCCGGUGGUUUUUCAGAUCCAGGAGAAUAUAAGGCAGCCGGUUUUCAGCUGCAAGUUUAGCGCCGAUCGUAACAACCGGUCACGAUCCUUGCCUUCAGAUUUUAACAAUGGUAACAAAGGAUGGAUGAUGAGAACACUGUCAGGUGAUAAAGAGAAGGUAGGAAGGGAACGUAAAGGUUGGAUGAUUAUAAUCUACGAUCUGUCGGGUUCAGCUGUGGCAGCUGCCUCAAUGAUCACUCCAUUUGUUCCGUCUCCGGGGUCGGACCGAGUUUCUCGAUCAAACCCCGGAGCGUGGCUGAUCUUGAGGCCUAAUGGAUCCUCGGUUAGUAGCUGGAAACCAUGGGGCCGUCUAGAGGCGUGGCGCGAGCGAGGGGCUGUGGACGGAUUAGGUUACAAGUUCGAGCUUGUCACCGAUUCAGGCCUAACAAGCGGAGUGCCUAUUGCAGAAGGCACAAUGAGCGUGAGAAAAGGUGGUCAAUUCUGCAUUGAUAAUGCAAGAAAAGAGUCCUCCAUUUUGCCGGUUCGAGGUUUUGUGAUGGGAUCAAGCGUGGAAGCAGAAGGGAAAGUGAGUAAGCCAUUGGUACAAGUUGGGGUGAGGCACGUAACUUGCAUGGCUGAUGCAGCUUUGUUUGUUGCACUUUCAGCUGCCAUUGAUCUGAGCAUGGAUGCUUGUCGACUUUUCUCACAGAAACUCAGGAAAGAGUUCUUCCCAGAUGACCAAGAGUCACUGUCGUAAAACCCUAAAAAAAUGGCACCAGAAAACAUGGAUUUUGGUGCCUUUUUUUUUUUGUCCUUUCUUCUGAUGCAUUGAUAACCUCUGGUUUUGGGAAGACCUUGGUUUGAGCGUGGAAGAUGCUUUUCCUUAAUAAAACAACUACAACAGCAAACAUCUCCCCUGAUCAGAGAAAUGUGAGGCACUGACGAAUGUGGUUUGUUUUGAGGGUUCUUUUUUUUUUUUGUGCCUUAAUUAAGAUUUUUUGUACACUUAGUUGAGGGCUUGUGAGGAUGGUGAGUGAUUCUGAUUAAUUACAUUGUGCAUUAUUGCAAAUUGAAAUUGUAAAAAAAGUAGAGUAAGGAAUUUGUUUUGAUACACUAAUUACUUUAUUAUAUAUUUAUUCAUUCUUUUUGGAGAGAUCAGUACAAUCUUUUCACUUUUUGAUGAUGUUUUAACAGUUGAAUUAAUG
Molecule: messenger RNA, 2176 nt
Organism: Oldenlandia corymbosa var. corymbosa
Lineage: Eukaryota; Viridiplantae; Streptophyta; Magnoliopsida; Gentianales; Rubiaceae
Source: the annotation of a GenBank genome assembly